AUGAGAGCCACCGCCUUCCACUCCUUCGACAGUUUUUCCCGCCGGUCUGCCUCAGAUAAUCGGUGCAUGCUUUCGUUCACGAACUUGCGAAUCGCCUUGACGUCGCGUUCGAUCUGGAUUAACUCUUUUCGUUUCAUCAAACUUUCACUUCCGCUUCCGGCACUAUCCGUCCCGCCUCCGCUACUGCGACCGCCUCGACUCUCCCGACUCUCCCGGCUCUCCCUCCCACUUCCCCCUCCUCCUCCUCGGACCUCUCCUCCGCUUCUCGCUUCUCCUCGUACUUCUCCUCCGCUCCUCACCUCUCCUCCGCUCCUCACCUCUCCUCUCACUUCUCUCACCUCUCCUCUCACUUCUCUCACCUCUCUCUCCUGCUCGCACUUCUCUCACCUCUCCUCUCACUUCUCUCACCUCUCCUCCUCCUCGCACUUCUCCUCCUCCGACUAUCUCUCCCGUACUUCCAUAGUACGCCCCUCCUCCGCUGCUUCCCCUGUCGCUUCCGCCAUGUUGGUGGUGGUGAUGAUGGUGGUGAUGAUGGUGGUGGUGAUGGCCGCUGCUAGCGACGGCGCCGCCGCUGCCCUCGUCACCCGAAAGCUGACGGUGGUGGCUGCACAGCCUUUGUCCCCUUUCCAAGCUACUCCCCCGGCUCGAACUUCCCCCUCUAUCUCCCCUACACCCUUCCCCUCCCUCUCGUCCUCUUCCUCCUGUUAUAAUCAUUCCUCCUCCCGCUCCUGCAGUGUCACCACCACCACCGCCGCUUCGUGGGCCACCAGAACCGGGUACGCCGACGCCGACCACACUUCCUCCGCCCCUGACGAUGACCAUCCCACCUCCACUUCUGACGAUGGGCACUCCUCCUCCUCCGCCACCACUACCACCGCCAACUUUGGCGUGUUCACGAGGACAAUCUCUCCAGCCAUCGGCUAG
Acanthosepion pharaonis is the source of this 924-nucleotide messenger RNA. The record is from the annotation of a GenBank genome assembly. NCBI's taxonomy places the organism in Eukaryota, Metazoa, Mollusca, Cephalopoda, Sepiida, Sepiidae.